Molecule: messenger RNA, 3775 nt
Organism: Schistosoma mattheei
Lineage: Eukaryota; Metazoa; Platyhelminthes; Trematoda; Strigeidida; Schistosomatidae
Source: the annotation of a GenBank genome assembly
AACACAGCGCCGAACACAAACUCUGACCUUGUCAUGUUUGGAUUCUCAGCUGCUUACCUGAACACAUUCUUCCCGACCAUGGGCCGCAAAUAUCCUUCGGAAACGCCUCGUAGUGCCAUGCGUGGCCAGUGUAAUGGAUCUAGUGUCUUGGUACAACGCACACAUAAAUCACCUUCCUUAGAGUGCAGUGCAGAUUGGUUUAAACAAGAAAUCAAAUGUCAAAUGGAACGAGGUGGUUUAUUUGAGGAUCCAUUUAUGCCUGCUACCGACUCAACUAUCAAAUCAGGAUCUGGAUCGAGUAAACAAAGUUACAGAUGGCUAAGACCUGUUGAACUUAGCAGGUGCCCACGUUUUGUUGCAGAUGGAGUUAGUCGCUUCGAUAUUAAACAAGGUGAACUUGGAAACUGUUGGGUUAUAGCUGCCUUGGCCUCAUUAUCAAUGUAUCCAGAAUUAUUUAAUCAAGUUGUUCCACCUGAUCAAUCAUUUGAAAAAUCAUCAAAAUAUCCAUAUGUUGGAAUGUUUUGGUUUCGAUUCUGGCAAUUCGGUGAUUGGUACGAUGUUGUUGUAGAUGAUCGUUUACCAACUCGUAAUGGACAUUUAGUAUUUAUGCAUUCCGCAGAUCCUAAUGAAUUUUGGUCAGCUUUAUUAGAGAAAGCCUAUGCUAAACUUGUGUCGUCUUAUGAUGCGCUUCGUGGUGGGUGUACAGCAGAAGCAAUGGAAGAUUUCACUGGUGGUCUUACAGAACUUGUUGAUUUAGGUGCGAAAGCUCCUACUAAUAUAUUCGGCAUUAUGGAACAUGCAUUGAAUCGUGCCUCUUUAAUGGCUUGUAGUAUUGAUGCUGAUCCACAUGAGAUUGAAGCGAAUGGUCCGUUAGGAUUAAUUCUUGGUCAUGCCUAUUCUGUAACCGAUAUACGACAGGUUCAUACUAAUUAUCAAUCUCAAAGUAUUCGUCUAAUCCGUCUACGUAAUCCAUGGGGUAACGAUCGUGAAUGGUCAGGUCCUUGGAGUGAUCAAUCUAGAGAAUGGAGAAAUAUUCCACCUGAUGAACGAAAACGAAUCGGUCUCACUUUUGAUGAAGAUGGUGAAUUUUGGAUGUCUUUCGAUGAUUUUGUACGUUAUUUCUCACGUCUUGAGUUAUGUCACCUUGGACCAGAAUCCAUAGCUUACAGUCCAGGUCCUGUCAACCGUCGUUGUAAUAAACGUCAAUGGGAAAUGAUAUGUGAAGAAGGUGAAUGGUUGCGUAAUUCGACUGCUGGAGGUUGUUCAAAUUUUCCCAAUACAUUUUACAUGAAUCCACAAUUUCAUGUUGAGGUUGUUGCUCCGGAUGAGUCAGAUACAGAUGGUAAUGGCACUCUUGUAGUUGGUUUGAUGCAGAAGGGAUUAAGAGAAAAACACAUUGAACCUCAUGUGAUUGGUUAUUCUGUAUUUCGGAUGCCUCCAUCUGCUCCAAACAAUCGACUGUUAGAUCGAAGGUUUUUUAUGACUAAUUCAUCUGUAGCGCGAUCACCGAUAUUUAUUAAUAUGCGUGAAGUUUGUGGUAGGCAUAAAUUAAAACCAGGCCAUUAUGUGAUUAUCCCAUGUACAUUUAAUCCAAAUGAAGAAGCUAAAUUUAUGCUGCGUAUAUUCUCUGAACGAGCAUGUGGUUCAAAUGAGUUAGACGACGAUACUCGGAUCAGUUUUAUGGACGGACCUGAUCACCCAAUUAGAACAGCUGAUGAUAAUUUAAUAGAGAAAUUGCAAGUUGUCUUCAAUAAAAUAGCUGGUCCAACUGGAGCAAUCACAUAUACUCAGUUACAAGAUAUAUUAAAUGAAGCAUUUACAAAAGAUUUUCCAUUCGAUGGAUUUAGUCGAGAAACUGCUAGAAGUAUGAUGGCCUUAAUGGAUGCUGAUUUAAGCGGUGGUUUGGGCUUUGAUGAAUUCAAAAAGCUAUGGAUGGAACUACGCAUUUGGAAGACUAUUUUCAAAAAAUUCGAUGAAGGUCAUACUGGUAGCUUAGAAGCUUUCGAAUUAAGAAAUGUAAUGAGGACCAUCGGUUUUCAUGUCAGUAAUAUGAUUUUCAAGGCUAUCGCUUGUCGAUAUGCAAAUGAAAAAGGUCAAAUUUUAUUUGAUGAUUACAUUUUGUUAUUGAUCCGACUAUCCACUGUUUUCGAAACAUUCAAAGCACAAGAGCGCACUCGAGAUGGCCGAGCUGUCUUUGGAGCUGACGAUGUAAGUUUGAAUUAGAUAGUCUGUUCAAAAUUUCAAGUUGUUGUAUGUUAUUUGGUUGGGGAUAGUCGGGAGGGAACCAUGGAUCUGGGUUUCUUACUAGUUGGGACUUACCAGCAAGAUAUUAACUACACUCUAGAGGAAACUAACGCUUCCCGUGGUAAUCCAACCCGCACUCCCAGGUCCUAGUCUGUGACAUCACCACUGAGAUAUCUAAAAUUGAUUAGUCAGUUAUCUUAAUAUCCCAACAUAGCGCAUGCGUUACCGAGUCACUCAGAUUAGUGGCCACAUUGCAAUUUGGUCAGCACUAAAAGACGAGGCUAACGUGACAUCGGUCAUUACAUAGUGAACAAUCAUUUGUAAGCAAUUGCAUACUAUACUGGCAGUGUACGGAAAUUCAGAAUUCGGAAAACGGAGCCAUUUGGAAUAUAAUUCAAGCGUACAGCCCAAGUCAUACGACCAGUAACAAAAGAAUGAAGAAAUGUUUCGUGUUGAUGAUGGUCAUCAGCUGUUGCAUUGGAUACCAGUAGAUAUUCAGUAUAUGGAUAUACACAAGAUAAACUUUGAAUGACAGUACCAAUGAAUCAUUGUAAGUUUGAGUUGAGUUAGACAGGAGGCCAUAAGUAAAAUUCCAUACGGAUCAGAGGGUGAUCAUUGCAGUACUUGAAAUAUCUGGCGCUAUGCGGAUAUGAUAUAAGCAAUCAUCGCAAUAACUGUGAUCUUUAUGUGGAGAAUAAGCAUUCAGUUCCACAAUGUAUCUGUACUAGCUCAACAAACAAGACUGGCGACAACUUAAAUUUUAAGUUUUGCUAGUAAGCAGCUUCCAACCUUUAUUCUUAAUCUUCAUUCGUUUCAUAUGAUGUACACUCUGUGUUACAUAAAGUUAACAUCAAAUCCACUUCACAACUGUUUUCAACCAGAUUUUCCUACUUAUUCCUCCGGCAAUAUUCCACAGAAUAGAUUUCAAGUGUGAUGCAUCAAAUUUUUUCUCUAAUAUAUAGACUCCGUAGAUCAGUGCUUAGCACAAUUCAUCGGACUACAUACCAAACGGACUAUUAAUGCAGUUAGAAAUUAUCUUUGAAUAAGAUCGAUGAUUUUCACUAAAACCUGGUUUGUUAUUUACUAUGGACUAUCCGUUGCGAAAAAGAGCCGUCUCAGUAAUAGAAUGUGCUGCUAGCGUCUUCAAAUCAUGUUGACAACUUAUCGCUUCACAUUACUAUCCAUUUCCUAUUUUGGUAAUGUAUGAAUUGUAGUUUCCAAUUUGCUCAUUCUUAUUUUAAACUACUGCUUAGUAUAUUAUACAUGCAUUCUACAUUCGUUUUGUUUUUUCCAGUUUAUUCGCUCAGUUAUAUAUAUUUAGAGACCCAAAUUAAACCGCCAUCAUAAUAAUAUUUGUGAAUACAGGCAUGUAUGAUACAUAUACACACAACAGAAGAAACCGGCUACUUAUAUGUGUAUACAACUCUUACAGAGAUGCCGACCGUGAUAAUUGGAUUAUUUUGCUAUUUGCUUUUUUUUGUUUUGAUUUUGCAUGCUCAAAAGAAAACUUACAAUAUAUUUAUUAUCUUAC